AUGCGUUCUCCUACUAACUCAUCAGCUGGGUGUGAAUCUUCAGUAACUGAUCAAUCUUCAGAUGCUAAUAUUGAAAACCUUCUGGAGCAAGUUGAUGAGUAUGACUGGGGUAAUGAAGAGGACUGGGAGGAUGUGGGCACUCAACAAGGUCCUGAUACUUCAUCUUUCCAAAAGAAUGGUUGGUACCCAUUUGGAAAAUUGGAGAAUAUCAUUGCAACUAUGAUUUAUGGUUUAGCACGCAAACGGAUCAGCCGAAGUCAAUACGAGGCAAUUCACAGUGCAGUGAGCCUGGUUGGCCUCAAGUUGCCAACUUACAAAACCUUGAAGAAUAUGUUGAAAUGUGUUAAAAAAAUUCUUGGUUUGAAAUUGGUAACAAGCAUAAGUCCUUUGGAUAAUGCUUGCCAUUCUUUACCAAUUGAGGAUAUUGUGAGAUUGGAUUUGGCAAAGCCACAUGUGGCUCAAAAAUUGUCUUUUUACCCAGCAAUCUCAAAGGAUGGUGUGAUCAAACCAUUGUGA
Melampsora larici-populina 98AG31 is the source of this 516-nucleotide messenger RNA. RefSeq lists its product as uncharacterized. The record is from RefSeq and is a predicted model, not a curated record. Bases 1 to 516 code for a protein of 171 amino acids. NCBI's taxonomy places the organism in Eukaryota, Fungi, Basidiomycota, Pucciniomycetes, Pucciniales, Melampsoraceae. The transcript is spliced from 4 exons.